AUGUCGUAUCAGUCGAAUAUCAUCGGAUUAUCUCUCGUCGCCAUACUACUAUUACUUCCACCGCUGGCAUGGCAUACACAUAGUAGAAAUAUACCUGCCGUACUACUAAUACUGUGGCUAUUUACCAUGGAUUUAACUUCGUUAGUUGGUGCCUCUAUUUGGUCUGAAGAAGAUUUUAUGAAUCGUUGGAAUGGUAAAGGCUGGUGUGAUAUAGUGGUUAAGCUACAGGUUGGCGCUAAUGUGGGGAUGCCCUGUGCGGUUACCAAUAUCGUUUACAAUUUACAUACCGUUCUUAGGGCCAACACGGUACUACCAGAGUUAAAUUCAUGGAGUAAAAUUUGUUGUGAUCUAACUAUCAGUUUAGCGACACCAGUGAUAAUAAUGGCAUUAUCAUAUAUUGUGCAAGUGGCAAGAUUUGGGAUUGUUCGUUUUAACGGUUGUCAAAACGUCUUAUCCCCCACAUGGCUUACCACAGUUUUGUAUACAAUGUGGGGGCUAAUUUGGUCCACUGCUGGUAUGGUUUACGCUUUCCUAGUAUUAUACGUUUUCCAUAGAAAGCGUAAGGAUGUUAGAGAUAUUUUACACUGCACCAAUUCGAGAUUAAAUCUGGCAAGAUUUUCUAGAUUACUCAUUCUAUGCUUUUUAACAAUAUUGGUGAUGUUCCCAUUAUCAGUAUUUGGGGUAGCGGAAGAUAUAAAAUCCUUCAAGGGUAAGUACAAUUGGAAUGAAACUCAUUCACCAGUAUAUUGGAAUACAAUACCCAAAUAUGACGAAGGUAAAAGUAUUUUCAGCGUUUGGCUUUACAUUCUAAUGUCAUACCUGGUAUUCAUAAUAUUUGGUUUGGGAACAGAUGCAUUGCAAAUGUACGCUAAUAUCCUAAGAACAAUGAAGCUGGGAUUCAUUGUGGAUAAAUUGCAAAAUGCCAACAGAAGGAGUAAGAAUUCUCAAAUCGCACGGGUCUUGGGUAAAAUUGCACCUGGUAUUAAAUCAAGCGACAGUAAUAGUAGCUGUUACAAUGAUUAUUCUGAUAGCACUCUGGAGAAAAAUGAAAAUGGUUCAUAUCAAACAUCUUCACCUACUUCUCAAUCCAAAUUUUUUGUUGAUUACGAUAUACCCUCUGAGAAUAAUUCAAAGGCAUUCCAGGCUAGAAAGAAACGUCUUGGAAUUUUUGCUAGAAGUAGAGCUGAAUCUAAAAAUUCUGAUAAUGAUGGUGAAGCUCCCAAAAAUAAAUUUUUACCAUAUCUAUCAGAAAGAUGCCUUGGCAACGACUAUGAUUCUCUGAAUACAGCUUCUCAAUUAACUUCAAUUAGUUCACCUGCGAACGCAGUUGAACCUAAACCUGGGUUUGAGCUUGAAGCUGAACUUACAAAUGACCCCCAAAGCGCAGUCUACUACGUGCCAGGUUCCAAUAGAAACACCGUGCAACAACUAAUUCCUCAUGAUGGUUCCUUCGACGAUUUAACAGAAUCCUUAGAGUCUUCUAAAGGUGAAAUAAGCUUCCAUUAUAAAAUGGAAAAAAAGUGA
This is a messenger RNA of Zygosaccharomyces rouxii, 1524 nucleotides long. It is a transcript of the gene STE3, whose product is annotated as Ste3p. NCBI's taxonomy places the organism in Eukaryota, Fungi, Ascomycota, Saccharomycetes, Saccharomycetales, Saccharomycetaceae. Gene Ontology annotation, cellular component: membrane. The transcript has a single exon. Gene Ontology annotation, molecular function: mating-type factor pheromone receptor activity. Gene Ontology annotation, biological process: G protein-coupled receptor signaling pathway. The record is from RefSeq and is a predicted model, not a curated record. Bases 1 to 1524 code for a protein of 507 amino acids.